UUCUGGGCGAACCGUCGGCAGUCGCGCCGGCGCCGCCGUCGGCGAUGGACCACGACGAGGACAGGUCCUUGUCCCUGGGAACGGAGGUCUCGGCCUCCGUACCCCCUCCGAGUCCUCUUACGGGAUGCUAUCUGCUUGCUGUCAUUGGCGAGCCCCACACUCAAGAACAUAAGGAAAUUAUUCUGCAGCGCCUCGUUAAAGGCCUGCUAUCAUGGGACGCUGGCGAGCACCAGGUCGAUUUGGAGAAGGAACUGGCCACCCUCACGGCACAGGCACCCGAGGGGGAAGAGGCCAGAUAUGGCGAGCGACUAAUCCAGUACGCUUCAGAAAACCUGGUGACGGAGAUCCUGAUCCACCCACAGAUGAACACGCUGAUGCAGUGUAUGAGGAACCUGCUCAGCUCUUUCACUCGGCACAGACACCUGGUCCACGCCGGUUACACCUUCGCGGGUAACGGCUCUUGGAUCAUGCAGGAUGGUACAUUUUCACUGGCUGACUUCACAGACGCCUACCAAGAGAACGAGGUGCAACGCGUGAUUCGCGCAUACGAGAACUCCAUUUCUAUUGAUAUACAUUGCUCAGUCGCAAAUGGCGAAUGGGCCAAACUCCCGGACAUGCCGUUCGUUAAACACUGCAAGAUUCGUGUCAACCCCACUGACAUACUCGACUCUGGCUCGGAAGCCAUGAAGAAUUUUAUCGCGUACCUGGAACCUUACAUCGUUCCAGCCAGCCUGGAACAGCUAUUGGUUCCCAGUGACGUGGUCGGUAACAUUCGAUUCAGCCACCCCACUCUCUACGUCUUCCCAGGAGGACAGGGUGACGCCGCCCUCUUUGGAAUUAAUGGAUUUAAUAUGCUAGUUGAUGGCGGUUUCUCCCGCAAGGCGUGUUGGUGGGACUUUGCCCGUCAUCUGGACAGACUGGAUGCUGUCCUGUUCACACGGUUGAACAACUGCUCCAUGUCUGGCAUGGCUGCUGUGUUGCACAGGAAAGCUACAGCCAAUGUCUACCCACAGAUAGGACAUUUUUUCUGUAAUCUUGAAGAUCGGCGUGGCGUAUCAAGUCCUGAUGGAGAUAAGGACUCAGAUCCCCUCUUGGUGUCCUUGCUGCAGGCUGGCUCUGACAUGAUGGCUGAUCUCCGACAUAUUAACCUCAAGCCACAACAUUGCUAUCGUAGCCCAGAACCAAUUAACUUAUACCACAAAGUUGGACAUGGCACAUUGGAUAUGUUUGUUUUAAAUCCGUCCAAAGACUCCAAAUACGUACGUGAUUUUUUAAAAAGGUGGCAUAACAGCGAACAAACCCUUUUUGAAGGUUCUAGUGCAUCUGGACCUUUUAAUUUUCCAAUUCCCAACUUGGUCUCAAUAUGUGCAUUAUUAGUCUGGCGACCGGCAAACCCUGAUGACAACAUAACUAGAAUUAUGUUUCCUGGUUCUACACCACAACAUAAAAUAUUUGAAGGGUUAGAAAAACUAAAACAUCUAGAAUUUCUUCAACGUCCAACAUAUACAGGAAGACAGAUGUCCGCUGCGUCUAACAUUGUAACAAGCAAAACUUCGGCCAGUUUGAAUACUUCUGCACCCAUAAAGAACACAAAAUCUCUAGCUUCCAAGAUAAAUCGAGAUAAGAUUGAAAAAAAAGAUGAAAAGAGUAUUGAGAGUGAUAUGCAGGUAUCAAAGAUUGAUAAAAUUAAAGAAGUUUCAAAUAAUGUCAUUGACAAUAAGUUAAUAAGUGAACUUGUUGAUGAAGAGAAUAAACACUUAGAUUCUGUUUUAAAUGAGGCUAUCAUAAGUAAUGUAGACACAAAAUUAGAUGAAAAAAUACUUCAAAAUGAUAUUGCAAAAGAUAGCAAGCAGAAAAAAGGAAAGAAAAAAGAAAAAUCUGCAGAUAUAAAGACUAAACGGAUGGAUAAAACCGAUGAACACUUAAAAUUCGAUACAAAGAAAAUCGAUGUAGACAAUAAAUUAAAAGCUGACGUAAAGAAAAAAUCUGAAAAACCUAAAUCUGAAUUGUAUGCUUCGGUGACAAAAAGUAGAACAAAUCGGAUAACGCAAAAAAGUACAGAUCGAAAAGCUACGACUUCUUUAGAUAAGAAAAUUGUGGCUGAUGACAAAAAAUCGCCGCCUACAACUCCAAAGAAAUCUGUUGAUGUCAAAAGUCAGUCGCAUUUAGUGAAAGAUAAAGUAAAACUAAAGACCAGAAAAGUUAGCCCCGGAAGCACACCGGCAAAAAGCGUUAAAGAAGCAAGCAACAGAAGAGUGGUUGAGUCGAAAUAUAAACAAGCUUCGCCAAAACGUGAUUUAAUACAAAAAACAGGUGAAAAAAGGGAACCUAAAACGAAACGAGAGCCAAUAUCUAGAAGACCUAGGCCAGUAACAUCCCCAAUUAAGGGACUCAAAUCUACUAAGAGUCCAUCAAAGAGUAUAAAGUCUUCAAAGGCUGAUACGUCUAAGCUUAUUGGAUUACAAAGAGUUAAUUACGAAGACAUUUUAAAAGAGGCUAAAAAGUCUGAUGAGGAAACCUCAAAAUCUUUCGAUGAGAUCAAACAACAAGAGCUUGAUGAGCGAGAAGAGCAAGAAAUUGUUAGAGAAAUCGAAGCUGUCUUUAAUAGAGAUAGUGAAGUGGAAGAACGAGUUGAAUACGUUGGCAGAUCUGAUAUAGAAAAGAUUACUUGUCUGCUAGAUGAUACUAAAACAGGAAACAUUGACGGUGAUUUUGAAGAAGAGUAUUUAAUUAUAGAAAAGGAAGAAGUCGAGCAUUAUACAGAAGAUUCUGUCGUUGAGAAAGAAGAUGAGCUACAGAAACACAUAAAAGAUAAAGAGGAUACUGAAAAGAAGCAAAUCAAUGUAAUACAAGCAGAUUUUAAGCCUGAAACCACAACUCAAAAUGGUGACCAAGAUAAACCUGCUGAUUCUAAAGAGCAUUCAAUAAGUGUUGAAGAAAAACAAGAUAUUAGUAGUGAAAAAAAGACAUCAGAUAGCAAAAGUGCUAUAAAACCAAAAGACUCGAUUGAUAAUGUAAUACAAGAAUCACAGCCUGAAGAGAAAGUAUCAACCACAAUCGAAUCAGGUGCCACAACGGCACCUACACUGCCCGAAGAUGAACGAAUGACGUUAGAUGAUAUAAAAGAAGAUGAGUUGGUUGAAGAAAAAUAUGUAAAGGAACUAACUAAGGAAGUUUCCGUCCCCAAAUCUUUAAUUGACAUACAAAAGUUUACUAGCUUCGAAAAAAUUUCUAAACAAACUCCACAGCAGACACUUAUAAGAGAAAUUGUAAAAACACCUGACGAAGUAGCAGAUUUACCAUUACACGAAGAAGUUGAUUACAGGACUUACGAGGAAAAAAAGACUCCUGUUAGCGAAGAUGUUAGUAAACGUAAAAUUGAUAUACUUCAAAAAGACAUUAAAGUUCCUAGGGACCUGUCUAUAGUAAUUAAACCCACUGCCUCACCUAAAGAAACAAAUACUGUUCAAGAUGUGAUUGUAAGUACAACUCAACGUCUAUCACACCCAGAAUUGGUGACCGUAACUCCGGGUUCUGCCCCUGACUCGCCUAUGUAUCAUGAACCCUCUAAACUUGAAAAAUCUGCAAAAUCUUUGGAACCUGUGAAAGAAUACGAUGAUGAGCGAUAUAACUUUUCACAAUUUACUGAAAAACUCAGAGAAACGCAUAUAACAACUGUUGAUUCACCCAUAAAAGAUGAUAUUGUCGUUGUUGAAGAUCUACAUAUGCCUGAAAAGAUACCUUCAAUACCAGAAGAUGUAGAAAAAGAAAUAGAAGAAGCUCAAAUUUUAGAACAAACUGAAAAGCUUCCUAUCAGUCCUAAAGAAGUAGAAAAAAUUGUUGCUGAUGUUGCUGAAGUUUUAAAAUCGGAUAAAUCAUUAGACCAAUUGAUUGCAGAAAAAUCACCAAUCUUGUUAAAAUCCCCAGAAAAAUUUUUGCCUUGCGAAAAUAUCACUGAAAUUACAAAAGAAUUCUUGUCUGAUGAACAAAAUAUAACUUCAAUAAAAUAUGUAGAUGAAUCGCUGGUACCAAAAAGUGAUGAAGUUGAUUCUGUUGUUAAAUCAGAUACUGAAAUUGAGAAAACCUAUAAAGAAGUAUCCCCUAUUAAAUCCGUUACAUCGGAAGAUAUCAGCGAUCCUUCAGAAAAAACUGUUGUAAGCGAAACAAAAAAAAUAAAUACAGAAAUUCAGGACAAACAUGCUUUAACGUGUAUAUUGCCAGAGGUGAAACAAGAAACUGAUGGCCAAUUGACAGAAAAACGAGUAAGUAUCACAUUGGAUUCUGCCAAAACAUUAGAAAAGUUAGAAGAAAAAAUGACAGACCUUAAACAAAAGGAACAAAUUAAAAUUGCUGAGUUGAUUGCUCCUUCAUUGGACACUAAUGACAUUAAACAAAUAGUUAAUAAAACAAAACAAGAAAUACUUGAAAAAGAAAAAGAACAAAUUAAUGAGUCAAUUGUUCCGACGAAAGAAAAGAAAAAAGAGAAUAAAUCUGUAAUAGGAAGUUUCAUGAAUAAGUUUGACGAAAAGCUAAGCAAAGCUAAAGGUUUGUUUAGUAGAAAGACUGAGAAAAUUGCAGAAACUACAAAAGAAAAAAUAAAAAUCGAAGAUACACGAAAAACUGUAAUAGAAACCACUAACAAAGAUGUUACAGAUUUUGAAAAAAAUAUGCUAGAAUUGUUGUCUUUUAAUGAAGACGUACAAGAUUAUUUGACAAACUAUAUUGUCUUUGAUGAACCAGAGGAAACAAUUUUAGACAAAAAAGAGGAGAUUAAUGAAAAUGAUACCAUAAUCAAAAAACUUACUGUGACUCGAGUAAUAAAAACUAAAUUUAUCCAUAAAAAUGAAAUCACUCAAAUGUUAAAGAUUGUCACUAUAAUAACAACAACAAAUGAAUAUCCCAAUGGUACUAUCAUAAUAGUAAUUGAAGGAAGCUCUAUGUUGACUGAUAUCAACGAUAAAACUGAAUCUCAAAUAAACGAACUAUCUGAUUUCACCAUCCUUGAAAAUCAACAAAUUGUUAAAAAACAAGAAGAAGAUAUUGUCUUAUUACAUGAUAAACAUAUAAAACAAAAGUUAUCCAUUGUAACAGUAAAAGAUAUACUCACAACUCGAACCAAACAAAAAUACAAGGAAAAGAUGACUGUAAAUACGACAAAAGAAAUGUUCAUUACAGACGUUCCUACAAUUGUCAAUAUCAUUACAAUAUAUAUUUCUGAUUACAAUUUUAAAAGCAAAAUCGUUGACAACAAAAAACUUUCCAAAGUAUUUAUUACAGCAAAACAAACAUUAGAUAAAAGUGACUCCACAAUUAAAGUGAAAGAUAAUGAUUUACCAUUAUUUAAAAAAGACGCUAUAGAAAUCGAUAUCCAUAUUCAGACUAAAGAAGAUGAAGUAAGCAUUAGCAAUGAACAAGGAAUAAUGAAAGAACCUAGUCAGGUCCAAGAUGAUACUCAUAAAAAAGACGAUAUGAUCAACAAGGAUAUAAUCCAAUCUAAUAUAGUUUCUGUUAAGUCUGCUAGCCCUAUCCAAGAAAAAGUUCCAAUUCCUGCUUUGGAAAAGGAGCCUAGCCUUGUCAAAGAAUUAUCUUUGACAAAGAAAGUAACCACCGACAGGGAAGUAAGCAAGCCAAAAGAAAUUCCAGAAAAGGCUGCUAGCCCUAUCCAGGACAAAGUAGCUAGUCCUGCUUUAGUAAAGGAAAGAAGCCCUGUUAAAGAUGUUUCUGUGACAAAGGUAGAAGGUAUCACAAAGGAAGUCAGCCCGUCAAAAGAAAUAACAGAAAAGGCUGGGAGCCCAGUCCAGGACAAAGUACCAAGUCCUGUUCUAGGAAGAGAAACAAGCCCUGAAAAAGAUGUUUCUUUAACUAAGGAAGAAGUUACCACAAAGGAUGUCAGCCCGCCAAAAGAAAUAACAGAAAAGGCUGCUAGCACUGUCGAGGUCAAAGUACCAAGUCCUGUUCUAGAAAAAGAACCAAGCCCUGAAAAAAAUGUUCCUUUAACUAAGGAAGAAGGUAUCACAAAGGAUGUCAGCCCGCCAAAAGAAAUGACAGAAAAGGCUGCUAGCCCCAUCCAGGACAAAGUACCUAGUCCUGCUUUAGAAAAGGAAACAAGCCCUGUUAGAGAUGUUUCUUUAACCAAGGAAGAAGUUACCACAAAGGAUGUCAGCCCGCCAAAAGAAAUAAUAGUAAAGUCUGGUAGCCCUGUCCAGGUCAAAGUAUCAAGUCCUGUUCUAGGAAAAGAACCAUGCCCUGAAAAAUAUGUUCCUUUAACUAAGGAAGAAGGUAUCACAAAGGAUGUCAGCCCGCCAAAAGAAAUGACAGAAAAGGCUGCUAGCCCCAUCCAGGACAAAGUACCAAGUCCUGUUCUAGAAAAAGAACCAGGCCCUAAAAAAGAUGUUCCUUUAACUGAGGAAGAAGGUAUCACAAAGGAUAUCAGCCCGCCAAAAGAAAUAACAGAACAAGAUGGUAGCCCUGUCCAGGACAAAGUACCAAGUCCUGUUCUAGGAAGAGAACCAAGCCCUGAAAAAUAUGUUUCUGUGACUAAGGCAGAAGUUAUCACAAAGGAUGUCAGCCCGCCAAAAGAAAUUACAGAAAAGGCUGCUAGUCCCAUCCAGGACAAAGUACCUAGUCCUGCUUUAGAAAAGGAAACAAGCCCUGUUAAAGAUGUUUCUUUAACCAAGGAAGAAGUUACCACAACGGAUGUCAGCCCGCCAAAAGAAAUAAUAGAAAAGGCUGGUAGCCCUGUCCAGGUCAAAGAAUCAAGUCCUGUUCUAGGAAAAGAACCAAGCCUCGUAGAAGAUGUUCCUUUAACUAAGGAAGAAGGUAUCACAAAGGAUGUCAGCCCGCCAAAAGAAAUUCCAGAAAAGGCUGCUAGCCCCAUCCAGGACAAAGUACCAAGUCCUGUUCUAGAAAAAGAACCAAGCCCUAAAAAAGAUGUUCCUUUAACUAAGGAAGAAGGUAUCACAAAGGAUAUCAGCCCGCCAAAAGAAAUAACAGAAAAGAAUGGUAGCCCUGUCCAGGACAAAGUAUCAAGUCCUGUUCUCGGAAGAGAACCAAGCCCUGAAAAAAAUGUUCCUUUAACUAAGGAAGAAGGUAUCACAAAGGAUGUCAGCCCGCCAAAAGAAAUGAUAGAAAAGGCUGCUAGCCCUGUCGAGGACAAAGUACCAAGUGCUGUUCUAAAAAAAGAACCAAGCCCUGAAAAAGAUGUUCCUUUAACUAAGGAAGAAGGUAUCACAAACGAUAUCAGCCCACCAAAAGAAAUUCCAGCAAAGGCUGCUAGCCCCAUCCAGGACAAAGGGCCUAGUCCUGCUUUGAAAAAGGAAACAAUACCUAUUAAAGAUGUUUCUGUGACUAAGGAACAAAUUAUUAUAAAGGCUGUCAGCCCGCCAAAAGAAAUUACAGAAAAGUCUACUAGCCCAGUCCAGGACAUAGUACCAAGUCCUGUUCUAGAAAAAGAUGUUCCUUUGACUAAGGAAGAAAUUAUUACUAAGGAUGUCAGCCCGCCAAAAGAAAUUACAGAAAAGGCUGCUAGCCCUGUCCAGGACAUACUAACAAGUCCUGUUCUAGAAAAAGAUGUUCCUCUGACUAAGGAAGAAAUUAUUACUAAGGAUGUCAGCCCGCCAAAAGAAAUUACAGAAAAGGCUGCUAGUCCUGUCCAGGACAUAGUACCAAGUCCUGUUCUAGAAAAAGAUGUUCCUUUGACUAAGGAGGAAAUUAUUACAAAGGAUGUCAGCCCGCCAAAAGAAAUUACAGAAAAGUCUGCUAGCCCUGUCCAGGACAUAGUACCAAGUCCUGUUCUAGAAAAAGAUGUUCCUUUGACUAAGGAAGAAAUGAUUACUAAGGAUGUCAGCCCGCCAAAAGAAUUUACAGAAAAGGCUGCUAGCCCUGUCCAGGACAUAGUACCAAGUCCUGUUCUAGAAAAAGAUGUUCCUUUGACUAAGCAGGAAGGUAUCACGAGAGAUAUAAGCCCGCCAAAAGAAAUAAAAGAAAAGUCUGCUAGCCCUGUCCAGGACAAAGUAUCUAGUCCUGUUUUAGGAAAAGAAAAAAGCCCGGUAAAAGAUGUUUCUGUGAUUAAGGCAGAAGUUAUCACAAAGGAUGUCAGCCCGCCAAAAGAAAUUACAGAAAAGGCUGCUAGCCCUGUCCAGGACAAAGAACCAAGUCCUGAAAAAGAUGUUCCUUUGACUAAUGGAGAAGGUAUCACGAAGGGUAUAAGCCCGCAAAAAGAAAUAAAAGAAAAGUCUGCUAGCCCUGUCCAAGACAAAGUAUCUAGUCCUGUUCUAGGUAAAGAACCAAGUCCUGUAAAAGAUGUUCCUUUGACUAAGGCUGAAAUUAUCACAAAGGAUGUCAGCCCGCCAAAAGAAAUUCCAGAAAAGGCUCCUAGCCCCAUCCAGGACAAAGUACCUAGUCCUGCUUUAGAAAAGGAGACAAGUCCUGCUAAAGAUGUUUCUGUGACUAAGGCUGAAGUUAUCACAAAGGAUGUCAGUCCGCCAAAAGAAAUAAAAGAAAAGUCUGCUAGCCCUGUCCAGGACAAAGUAUCUAGUCCUGUUUUAGGAAAAGAACCAAGCCCGGUAAAAGAUGUUUCUGUGAUUAAGGCAGAAGUUAUCACAAAGGAUGUCAGCCCGCCAAAAGAAAUUACAGAAAAGGCUGCUAGCACCAUCCAGGACAAAGUACCUAGUCCUGUUCUAGAAAAAGAACCAAGCACUGAAAAAGAUGUUCUUUUGACUAAGGAUGAAGAUAUCACAAAGGAUGUCAGCCCGCCAAAAGAUAUUACAGAAAAGUCUGCUAGCCCUGUACAGGACAAAGUACCAAGUCCUGAUCUAGAAAAAGAUGUUCCCUUGACUAAGGAAGAAAUUAUUACAAAGGAUGUCAGCCCGCCAAAAGAAAUUACAGAAAAGUCUGCUAGCCCUGUCCAGGACAUAGUACCAAGUCCUGUUCUAGAAAAAGAUGUUCCUUUGACUAAGGAAGAAAUGAUUACUAAGGAUGUCAGCCCGCCAAAAGAAUUUACAGAAAAGGCUGCUAGCCCUGUCCAGGACAUAGUACCAAGUCCUGUUCUAGAAAAAGAUGUUCCUUUGACUAAGCAGGAAGGUAUCACGAGAGAUAUAAGCCCGCCAAAAGAAAUAAAAGAAAAGUCUGCUAGCCCUGUCCAGGACAAAGUAUCUAGUCCUGUUCUAAGUAAAGAACCAAGCCCUGUAAAAGAUGUUCUUUUAACUAAGGAAGAAGUUAUCAUAAAGGAUGUCAGUCCGCCAAAAGAAAUAACAGAAAAGGCUGGUAGCCCUGUCCAGGACAAAGUACCAAGUUCUGUUCUAGGAAAAGAACCAAGCCCUGUAAAAGAUGUUUCUGUGAUUAAGGAAGGAGUUAUCACAAAGGAUGUCAGCCUGCCAAAAGAAAUUACAGAAAAAGCUGCUAGCCCUGUCCAGGAAAAAGAACCAAGUCCUGAAAAAGAUGUUCCUUUAACUAAGGAAGAAGGUUUCACAAAGGAUGUCAGCCCACCAGAAGAAAUUACAGAAAAGGCUGCUAGCCCUGUCGAAGACAAAGUGCCUAGUCUUGCUUUAGAAAAAGAACCAGGCCCUGAAAAAGAUGUUCCUUUGACUAAGGAAGAAGAUAUCACGAAGGAUAUAAGCCCGCCAAAAGAAAUAACAGAAAAGUCUGCUAGCCCUGUUCAUGACAAAGUAUCUAGUCCUGUUCUAGUUAAAGAACCAAGCCCUGAAAAAGAUAUGCCUUUGACUAAGGCAGAAGUUAUCACAAAGGAUGUCAGCCCGACAAAAGAAAUUACAGAAAAGGCUGCUAGCCCUGUCCAGGUCAAAGUAUCUAGUCCUGAAAAAGAUGUUCCUUUCACUACGGAAGAAGGUAUCACAAUGGAUGUCAGCCCGCCAAAAGAAAUUCCAGCGAAGGCUGCAAGCCCCAUCCAGGACAAAGUACCUAUUCCUGCUGUAGAAAAGAAGACAAGUCCUGUUAGAGAUGUUGCUGUGACUAAGGCUGAAGUUAUCACAAAGAAUGUCAGCCCGACAAAAAAAAAAACAGAAAAGGCUGCUAGCCCUGUCGAGGACAAAGAACCAAGUCCUGUUCUAGAAAGCAAAUCAAGCCCUGAUGAUGAUGUUCCUUUAACUAAGGAAGAAGUUACCACAAAGGAUGUCAGCCCGACAAAAGAAAAAACAGAAAAGGCUGCUAGCCCUGUCGAGGACAAAGUGCCAAGUCCUGUUCUAGAAAGAGAAUCAAGCCCAGACGAUGAUGUUCCUUUAACUAAGGAAGAAGGUAUCACAAAGGAUGUCAGCCCACCAAAAGAAAUUACAGAAAAGGCUGCUAGCCCCAUCCAGGACAAAGUAUCAAGUCCUGUUCUAGAAAAAGAACCAAGCCCUGAAAAAGAUGUUCCUUUAACUAAGGAAGAAGGUAUCACAAAGGAUGUCAGCCCACCAAAAGAAAUUCCAGAAAAGGCUGCUAGCCCCAUCCAGGACAAAGUACCUAGUCCUAUUUUCGAAAAGGAAACAAGCCCUGUUAAAGAUGUCUCUGAGACUAAGGCAGAAGUGCUCACAAAGGAUGUCAGCCCGCCAAAAGAAAUUACAGAAAAGGCUGCUAGCCCCGUCCAGGACAAAGAACCUAGUCCUGUUCUAGAAAAAGAACCAAGCACUGACAAAGAUGUUCCUUUAACUAAGGAAGAAGGUAUCACAAAGGAUGUCAGCCCGCCAAAAGAAAUAACAGAAAAGGCUGCUAGCCCUGUCCAGGACAAAGUACCAAGUCCUGUUCUAGAAAAAGAACCAAGCCCUGUUAAAGAUGUUUCUGUGACAAAGGCAGAUGUGAUCACAAAGGAUGUCAGCCCGCUAAAAGAAAUUACAGAAAAGGCUACUAGCGCUGUCAAGGACAAAGUACCUAGUCCUGCUUUAGAAAAGGAAACGAGUCCUGUUAAAGAUGUCUCUGAGACUAAGGAAGAAGUUACCACAAAGGAUGUCAGCCCGCCAAAAGAAAUUCCAGAAAAGGCUGUUAGCCCCAUCCAGGACAAAGUACCAAGCCCUGUUCUAGAAAAAGAACCAAGCCCUGAAAAAGAUGUUCCUUUGACUAAGGAAGAAGUUACCACAAAGGAUGUCAGCCCACCAAAAGAAAUUCCAGAAAAGGCUGCUAGCCCCAUCCAGGACAAAAUACCAAGUCCUGUUCUAGAAAAAGAACCAAGCUCUGAAAAAGAUGUUCCUUUGACUAAGGAAGAAGGUAUCACAAAGGAUGUAAGCCCGCAAAAAGAAAUAACAGAAAAGGCUGUUAGCCCUGUCCAGGACAAAGUACUAAGUCCUGUUCUAGAAAAAGAACCAAGCCCUAUUAAAGAUGUUUCUGUGACAAAGGCAGAUGUGAUCACAAAGGAUGUCAGCCCGCUAAAAGAAAUAACAGAAAAGGCUGCCAGCCCAAUCCCGGACAAAGUACCUAGUCCUGCUUUAGAAAAGGAAACGAGCCCUGUUAAAGAUGUCUCUGAGACUAAGGAAGAAGUUACCACAAAGGAUGUCAGCCCGCCAAAAGAAAUUCCAGAAAAGGCUGCUAGCCCCAUCCAGGACAAAGUACCAAGUCCUGUUCUAAAAAAAGAACCAAGCCCUGAAAAAGAUUUUGCUUUGACUAAGGAAGAAGGUAUCACAAAGCAUGACAGCCCGCCAAAAGAAAUAACAGAAAAGGCUGCUAGUCCUGUCCAGGACAAAGUACCAAGUCCUGUUCUAGAAAAAGAACCAAGCCCUGAAAAAGAUGUUCCUUUGACUAAGGAAGGAGGUAUCACAAAGCAUGUCAGCCCACCUAAAGAAAUUCCAGGAAAGGCUGCUAGCCCCAUCCAGGACAAAAUACCAAGUCCUGUUCUAGAAAAAGAACCAAGCCCUGAAAAAGAUGUUCCUUUGACUAAGGAAGAAGGUAUCACAAAGCAUGACAGCCCGCCAAAAGAAAUUACAGAAAAGGCUGCUAGCCCUGUACAGGACAAAGUACCAAGUCCAGAUCUAGAAAAAGAUGUUCCUUUGACUAAGGAAGAAGGUAUCACAAAGGAUGUCAGCUCGCCAAAAGAAAUAACAGAAAAGGCUGCUAGCCCUGUCCAGGACAAAGUACCAAGUCCUGUUCUAGAAAAAGAACCAAGCCCUGAAAAAGAUGUUCCUUUGACUAAGGAAGAAGGUAUCACAAAGCAUGUCAGUCCACCUAAAGAAAUUCCAGAAAAGGCUGCUAGCCCUGUACAGGACAAAGUACCAAGUCCAGAUCUAGAAAAAGAUGUUCCUUUGACUAAGGAAGAAGGUAUCACAAAGGAUGUCAGCUCGCCAAAAGAAAUAACAGAAAAGGCUGCUAGCCCAGUCCAGGACAAAGUACCAAGUCCUGUUCUAGAAAAAGAACCAAGCCCUGAAAAAGAUGUUCCUUUGACUAAGGAAGAAGGUAUCACAAAGCAUGUCAGUCCACUUAAAGAAAUUCCAGAAAAGGCUGCUAUCUCCAUCCAGGACAAAAUACCAAGUCCUGUUCUAGAAAAAGAACCAAGCCCUGUAAAAGAUGUUCCUUUGACUAAGGAAGAAGGUAUCACAAAGCAUGACAGCCCGCCAAAAGAAAUUACAGAAAAGGCUGCUAGCCCUGUACAGGACAAAGUACCAAGUCCAGAUCUAGAAAAAGAUGUUCCUUUGACUAAGGAAGAAGGUAUCACAAAGCAUGUCAGUCCACCUAAAGAAAUUCCAGAAAAGGCUGCUAUCUCCAUCCAGGACAAAAUACCAAGUCCUGUACUAGAAAAAGAACCAAGCCCUGUAAAAGAUGUUCCUUUGACUAAGGAAGAAGGUAUCACAAAGCAUGACAGCCCACCAAAAGAAAUUACAGAAAAGGCUGCUAGCCCUGUAGAGGACAAAGUACCAAGUCCAGAUCUAGAAAAAGAUGUUCCUUUGACUAAGGAAGAAGUUACAACAAAGGAUGUCAGCCCACCAAAAGAAAUUCCAGAAAAGGCUGCUAGCCCCAUCCAGGACAAAGUACCAAGUCCUGUUCUAGAAAAAGAAUCAAGCUCUGAAAAAGAUGUUCCUUUGACUAAGGAAGAAGGUAUCACAAAGGAUGUCAGCUCGCCAAAAGAAAUAACAGAAAAGGCUGCUAGCCCAAUUCAGGACAAAGUACCAAGUCCUGCUUUAGAAAAGGAAACAAGCCCUGUUAAAGAUGUCUCUGAGACUAAGGAAGAAGUUACCACAAAGGAUGUCAGCCCGCCAAAAGAAAUUCCAGAAAAGGCUGCUAGCCCCAUCCAGGACAAAGAACCAAGUCCUGUUCUAGAAAAAGAACCAAGCCCUGAAAAAGAUGUUCCUUUGACUAAGGAAGAAGUUACAACAAAGGAUGUCAGCCCACCAAAAGAAAUUCCAGAAAAGGCUGCUAGCCCCAUCCAGGACAAAGUACCAAGUCCUGUUCUAGAAAAAGAAUCAAGCUCUGAAAAAGAUGUUUCUUUGACUAAGGAAGAAGGUAUCACAAAGGAUGUCAGCUCGCCAAAAGAAAUAACAGAAAAGGCUGUUAGCCCCAUCCAGGACAAAGUACCAAGUCCUGCUUUAGAAAAGGAAACAAGCCCUGUUAAAGAAGUCUCUGAGACUAAGGAAGAAGUUACCACAAAGGAUGUCAGCCCGCCAAAAGAAAUUCCAGAAAAGGCUGCUAGCCCCAUCCAGGACAAAGAACCAAGUCCUGUUCUAGAAAAAGAACCAAGCCCUGAAAAAGAUGUUCCUUUGACUAAGGAAGAAGGUAUCACAAAGCAUGUCAGCCCACCUAAAGAAAUUCCAGAAAAGGCUGCUAGCCCUGUACAGGACAAAGUACCAAGUCCAGAUCUAGAAAAAGAUGUUCCUUUGACUAAGGAAGAAGGUAUCACAAAGGAUGUCAGCCCGCCAAAAGAAAUAUCAGAAAAGGUUGCUAGCCCUGUACAGGACAAAGUACCAAGUCCUGUUCUAGAAAAAGAACCAAGCCCUGAAAAAGAUGUUACAGAAAAGGCUGCUAGCCCCAUCCACGACAAAGUACCAAGUCCUGUUCUAGAAAAAGAACCAAGCCCAGAAAAAGAUGUUCCUUUGACUAAGGAAGAAGGUAUCACAAAGCAUGACAGGCCGUCAAAAGAAAUUACAGAAAAGGCUGUUAGCCCUGUACAGGACAAAGAACCAAGUCCUGAUCUAGAAAAAGAUGUUUCUUUGACUAAGGAAGAAGGUAUUACAAAGGAUGUCAGCCCGCCAAAAGAAAUAACAGAAAAGGCUGCUAGCCCUGUCCAGGACAAAGUACCAAGUCCUGUUCUAGAAAAAGAACCAAGCCCUGAAAAAGAUGUUCCUUUGACUAAGGAAGAAGGUAUCACAAAGCAUGACAGCCCGCCAAAAGAAAUUACAGAAAAGGCAGCUAGCCCUGUCCAAGGACAAGUCCCAAGUCCUGUUCUAAGAAAAGAACCAAGCCCAGAAAAAGAAGCUCCUUUAACUAAGGAAGAAGGUAUCACAAAGGAUGUCAGCCCGCCAAAAGAAAUUACAGAAAAGGCUGCUAGCCCCAUCCAGGACAAAGAACCUAGUCCUGUUCUAAGAAAAGAACCAAGCCCAGAAAAAGAAGCUCCUUUAACUCAGGAAGAAGGUAUCACAAAGGAUGUCAGCCCGCCAAAAGAAAUUACAGAAAAGGCUGCUAGCCCCAUCCAGGACAAAGUACCUAGUCCUGCUUUAGAAAAGGAAACAAGCCCUGUUAAAGAUGUUUCUGUGACUAAGGCAGUAGUGAUCACAAAGGAUGUCAGUCCGCCAAAAGAAAUUACAGAAAAGGCUGCUAGCCCUGUCCAGGACAUAGUACCAAGUCCUGUUCUAGAUAAAGAACCAAGCUCUGAAAAAGAUGUUCCUUUGACUAAGGAAGAAGUUACCACCAAGGAUGUCAGCCCGCCGAAAGAAAUUCUAGAAAAGGCUGCUAGUCCCAUCCAGGACAAAGUAACUAGUCUUGCUUCAGAAAAGGAAACAAGCCCUGUUAAAGAUGUUUCUGUGACUCAGACAGAAGUGAUCACAAAGGAUGUCAGCCCGCCAAAAGAAAUAACAGAAAAGGCUGCUAGCCCCAUCCAGGACAAAGUACCUAGUCCUGCUUUAGAAAAGGAAACAAGCCCUGUUAAAGAUAUCUCUGAGACUAAGGCAGAAGUGAUCACAAAGGAUGUCAGCCCGCCAAAAGAAAUUACAGAAAAGGCUGCUAGCCCCGUCCAGGACAAAGAACCUAGUCCUGUUCUAGAAAAAGAACCAAGCACUGAACAAGAUGUUCCUUUAACUAAGGAAGAAGGUAUCACAAAGGAUGUCAGCCCGCCGAAAGAAAUUCUAGAAAAGGCUGCUAGUCCCAUCCAGGACAAAGUAACUAGUCCUGCUUCAGAAAAGGAACCAAGCCCUGUUAAAGAUGUUUCCGUGACUCAGACAGAAGUGAUCACAAAGGAUGUCAGCCCGCCAAAAGAAAUAACAGAAAAGGCUGCUAGCCCCAUCCAGGACAAAGUACCUAGUCCUGCUUUAGAAAAGGAAACAAGCCCUGUUAAAGAUAUCUCUGAGACUAAGGCAGAAGUGAUCACAAAGGAUGUCAGCCCGCCAAAAGAAAUUACAGAAAAGGCUGCUAGCCCUGUCCAGGACAAAGAACCUAGUCCUGUUCUAGAAAAAGAACCAAGCACUGAAAAAGAUGUUCCUUUGACUAAGGAUGAAGGUAUUACAAAGGAUGUAAGCCCGCAAAAAGAAAUUACAGAAAAGGCAGCUAGCCCUGUCCAAGGAGAAGUACCAAGUCCUGUUCUAAGAAAAGAACCAAGCCCAGAAAAAGAAGCUCCUUUAACUAAGGAAGAAGGUAUCACAAAGGAUGUCAGCCCGCCAAAAGAAAUUACAGAAAAGGCUGCUAGCCCCAUCCAGGACAAAGAACCUAGUCCUGUUCUAAGAAAAGAACCAAGCCCAGAAAAAGAAGCUCCUUUAACUCAGGAAGAAGGUAUCACAAAGGAUGUCAGCCCGCCAAAAGAAAUUACAGAAAAGGCUGCUAGCCCCAUCCAGGACAAAGUACCUAGUCCUGCUUUAGAAAAGGAAACAAGCCCUGUUAAAGAUGUUUCUGUGACUAAGGCAGUAGUGAUCACAAAGGAUGUCAGUCCGCCAAAAGAAAUUACAGAAAAGGCUGCUAGCCCCAUCCAGGACAAAGAACCUAGUCCUGUUCUAAGAAAAGAACCAAGCCCAGAAAAAGAAGUUCCUUUAACUCAGGAAGAAGGUAUCACAAAGGAUGUCAGCCCGCCAAAAGAAAUUACAGAAAAGGCUGCUAGCCCCAUCCAGGACAAAGUACCUAGUCCUGCUUUAGAAAAGGAAACAAGCCCUGUUAAAGAUGUUUCUGUGACUCAGACAGAAGUGAUCACAAAGGAUGUCAGCCCGCCAAAAGAAAUAACAGAAAAGGCUGCUAGCCCCAUCCAGGACAAAGUACCUUGUCCUGCUUUAGAAAAGGAAACAAGGCCUGUUAAAUAUGUCUCUGAGACUAAGGCAGAAGUGAUCACAAAGGAUGUCAGCCCGCCAAAAGAAAUUACAGAAAAGGCUGCUAGCCCCGUCCAGGACAAAGAAUCUAGUCCUGUUCUAGAAAAAGAACCAAGCACUGAAAAAGAUGUUCCUUUGACUAAGGAUGAAGGUAUUACAAAGGAUGUAAGCCCGCAAAAAGAAAUUACAGAAAAAGCUGCAAGCCCCAUCCAGGACAAAGUACCUAGUCCUGCUUUAGAAAAGGAAACAAGCCCUGUUAAAGAUGUCUCUGAGACUAAGGCAGAAGUGAUCACAAAGGAUGUCAGCCCGCCAAAAGAAAUUACAGAAAAGGCUGCUAGCCCCGUCCAGGACAAAGAACCUAGUCCUGUUCUAGAAAAAGAACCAAGCACUGAAAAAGAUGUUCCUUUAACUAAGGAAGAAGGUAUCACAAAGGAUGUCAGCCCGCCAAAAGAAAUUACAGAAAAGGCUGCUAGCCCCGUCCAGGACAAAGAAUCUAGUCCUGUUCUAGAAAAAGAACCAAGCACUGAAAAAGAUGUUCCUUUAUUUAAGGAAGAAGGUAUCACAAAGGAUGUCAGCCCGCCAAAAGAAAUUACAGAAAAGGCUGCUAGCCCCAUCCAGGACAAAGUUCCUAGUCCUGCUUUAGAAAAGGAAACAAGCCCUGUUAAAGAUGUCUCUGAGACUAAGGCAGAAGUUACCACAAAGGAUGUCAGUCCGCCAAAAGAAAUUACAGAAAAGGCUGCUAGCCCUGUCCAGGACAUAGUACCAAGUCCUGUUCUAGAUAAAGAACCAAGCUCUGAAAAAGAUGUUCCUUUGACUAAGGAAGAAGGUAUCACAAAGGAUGUCAGCCCGCCAAAAGAAAUUACAGAAAAGGCUUCUAGCCCCAUCCAGGACAAAGUACCUAGUCCUGCUUUAGAAAAGGAAACAAGCCCUGUUAAAGAUGUUUCUGUGACUAAGGCAGAAAUGAUCACAAAGGAUGUCAGCCCGCCAAAAGAAAUUACAGAAAAGGCUGCUAGCCCCAUCCAGGAAAAAGUUCCUAGUCCUGCUUUAGAAAAGGAAACAAGCCCUGUUAAAGAUGUCUCUGAGACUAAGGCAGAAGUUACCACAAAGGAUGUCAGCCCACCAAAAGAAAUUCCAGAAAAGGCUGCUAGCCCCAUCCAGGACAAAAUACCAAGUCCUGUUCUAGAAAAAGAACCAAGCUCUGAAAAAGAUGUUCCUUUGACUAAGGCAGAAGUUAUCACAAAGGAUGUCAGCCCGCCAAAAGAAAUUACAGAAAAGGCUGCUAGCCCCGUCCAGGACAAAGAACCUAGUCCUGUUCUAGAAAAAGAACCAAGCACUGAAAAAGAUGUUCCUUUAACUAAGGAAGAAGGUAUCACAAAGGAUGUCAGCCCGCCAAAAGAAAUUACAGAAAAGGCUGCUAGCCCCGUCCAGGACAAAGAAUCUAGUCCUGUUCUAGAAAAAGAACCAAGCACUGAAAAAGAUGUUCCUUUAUUUAAGGAAGAAGGUAUCACAAAGGAUGUCAGCCCGCCAAAAGAAAUUACAGAAAAGGCUGCUAGCCCCAUCCAGGACAAAGUUCCUAGUCCUGCUUUAGAAAAGGAAACAAGCCCUGUUAAAGAUGUCUCUGAGACUAAGGCAGAAGUUACCACAAAGGAUGUCAGUCCGCCAAAAGAAAUUACAGAAAAGGCUGCUAGCCCUGUCCAGGACAUAGUACCAAGUCCUGUUCUAGAUAAAGAACCAAGCUCUGAAAAAGAUGUUCCUUUGACUAAGGAAGAAGGUAUCACAAAGGAUGUCAGCCCGCCAAAAGAAAUUACAGAAAAGGCUUCUAGCCCCAUCCAGGACAAAGUACCUAGUCCUGCUUUAGAAAAGGAAACAAGCCCUGUUAAAGAUGUUUCUGUGACUAAGGCAGAAAUGAUCACAAAGGAUGUCAGCCCGCCAAAAGAAAUUACAGAAAAGGCUGCUAGCCCCAUCCAGGAAAAAGUUCCUAGUCCUGCUUUAGAAAAGGAAACAAGCCCUGUUAAAGAUGUCUCUGAGACUAAGGCAGAAGUUACCACAAAGGAUGUCAGCCCACCAAAAGAAAUUACAGAAAAGGCUGCUAGCCCCGUCCAGGACAAAGAAUCUAGUCCUGUUCUAGAAAAAGAACCAAGCACUGAAAAAGAUGUUCCUUUAUUUAAGGAAGAAGGUAUCACAAAGGAUGUCAGCCCGCCAAAAGAAAUUACAGAAAAGGCUGCUAGCCCCGUCCAGGACAAAGAACCUAGUCCUGUUCUAGAAAAAGAACCAAGCACUGAAAAAGAUGUUCCUUUAACUAAGGAAGAAGGUAUCACAAAGGAUGUCAGCCCGCCAAAAGAAAUUACAGAAAAGGCUGCUAGCCCCGUCCAGGACAAAGAAUCUAGUCCUGUUCUAGAAAAAGAACCAAGCACUGAAAAAGAUGUUCCUUUAUUUAAGGAAGAAGGUAUCACAAAGGAUGUCAGCCCGCCAAAAGAAAUUACAGAAAAGGCUGCUAGCCCCAUCCAGGACAAAGUUCCUAGUCCUGCUUUAGAAAAGGAAACAAGCCCUGUUAAAGAUGUCUCUGAGACUAAGGCAGAAGUUACCACAAAGGAUGUCAGCCCACCAAAAGAAAUUCCAGAAAAGGCUGCUAGCCCCAUCCAGGACAAAGUACCAAGUGCUGUUCUAGAAAAAGAACCAAGCUCUGAAAAAGAUGUUCCUUUGACUAAGGAAGAAGGUAUCACAAAGGAUGUCAGCCUGCCAAAAGAAAUUACAGAAAAGGCUGCUAGCCCCAUCCAGGACAAAGUUCCUAGUCCUGCUUUGGAAAAGGAAACAAGCCCUGUUAAAGAUGUCUCUGAGACUAAGGCAGAAGUUACCACAAAGGAUGUCAGCCCACCAAAAGAAAUUCCAGAAAAGGCUGCUGGCCCCAUCCAGGACAAAGUACCAAGUCCUGUUCUAGAAAAAGAACCAAGCUCUGAAAAAGAUGUUCCUUUGACUAAGGAAGAAGGUAUCACAAAGGAUGUCAGCCCGCCGAAAGAAAUAACAGAAAAGGCUGCUAGCCCUGUCCAGGACAAAGUACCAAGUCCUGUUCUAGAAAAGGAAACAAGCCCUGUUAUAGAUGUUUCUGUGACUAAGGCAGUAGUGAUCACAAAGGAUGUCAGCCCGCCAAAAAAAAUUACAGAAAAGGUUGCUAGCCCUGUCCAGGACAAAGUACCAAGUCCUGUUCUAGAAAAAGAACCAAGCCCUGAAAAUGAUGUUCUUUUGACUAAGGAAGAAGUUACCACAAAGGAUGUCAGUUUGCCAAAAGAAAUAACAGAAAAGGCUGCUAGCCCUGUCCAGGACAAAGUAUCUAGUCCUAAAAAAGAUGAUCAUUUGACUAAGGAAGUAGGUAUUACAAAGGAUAAAAGCCCGCCAAAAGACAUAACAGAAAAGUCUGCUAGCCCUGUUCAUGACAAAGUAUUUGGUCCUGUUCUAGUUAAAGAACCAAGCCCUGUAAAAGAUGUCCCUUUGACUAAGGCAGAAGUUAUCACAAAGGAUGUCAGCCCGCCAAAAGAAAUUACAGAAAAGGCUGCUAGCCCCAUCCAGGACAAAGUACCAAGUCCUGUUCUAGAAAAAGAACUAAGCCCUGAAAAAGAUGUUCCUUUGACUAAGGAAGAAGGUAUCACAAAGCAUGACAGCCCGCCAAAAGAAAUGACAGAAAGGGCUGCUAGCCCUGUCCAGGACAAAGUACCAAGUCCUGUUCUAGAAAAAGAACCAAGCCCUGAAAAAGAUAUUCCUUUAACUAAGGAAGAAGGUAUCACAAAGGAUGUCAGCCCGCCAAAAGAAAUUACAGAAAAAGCUGCUAGCCCCAUCCAGGACAAAGUACCUAGUCCUGCUUUAGAAAAGGAAACAAGCCCUGUUAAAGAUGUCUCUGAGACUAAGGCAGAAGUGAUCACAAAGGAUGUCAGCCCGCCAAAAGAAAUUACAGAAAAGGCUGCUAGCCCCGUCCAGGACAAAGAACCUAGUCCUGUUCUAGAAAAAGAACCAAGCACUGAAAAAGAUGUUCCUUUAACUAAGGAAGAAGGUAUCACAAAGGAUGUCAGCCCGCCAAAAGAAAUUACAGAAAAGGCUGCUAGCCCCGUCCAGGACAAAGAACCUAGUCCUGUUCUAGAAAAAGAACCAAGCACUGAAAAAGAUGUUCCUUUAACUAAGGAAGAAGUUAUCACAAAGGAUGUCAGCCCGCAAAAAGAAAUAACAGAAAAGGCUGCUAGCCCCAUCCAGGACAAAGUUCCUAGUCCUGCUUUAGAAAAGGAAACAAGCCCUGUUAAAGAUGUCUCUGAGACUAAGGCAGAAGUUACCACAAAGGAUGUCAGCCCACCAAAAGAAAUUCCAGAAAAGGCUGCUAGCCCCAUCCAGGACAAAGUACCAAGUCCUGUUCUAGAAAAAGAACCAAGCUCUGAAAAAGAUGUUCCUUUGACUAAGGAAGAAGGUAUCACAAAGGAUGUCAGCCCGCCAAAAGAAAUUACAGAAAAGGCUUCUAGCCCCAUCCAGGACAAAGUACCUAGUCCUGCUUUAGAAAAGGAGACUAGGCCCGUAAAAGAUGUUCCUUUGACUAAGGCAGAAGUUACCACAAAGGAUGUCAGCCUGUCAAAAGAAAUAACAGAAAAGGCUGUUAGCUCUGUCCAAGACAAAGAACCCAGUCCUGAAAAAGAUGUUCCUUUGACUAAGGCAGAAAGUAUCACGAAGGAUAUAAGCCCGCUUCAAGAAAUAACAGAAAAGUCUGCUGGCCUUGUCCAUGACAAAGUAUCUAGUCCUGUUCUAGGUAAAAAACCAAGCCCUGUUAAAGAUGAUUCUGUGACUAAGGCAGUAGUUACCACAAAGGAUGUCAGCCCGCUGAAAGAAAUUACAGAAAAGGCUGGUAGCCCUGUCCAGGACAAAGUACAUAGUCCUGCUCUAGAAAAAGAACCAAACCCUGUAAAAGAUGUUUCUUUGAUUAAGGAAGAAGUUAUCACAAAGGAUGUAAGCCCGCCAAAAGAUAUUCCAGUAAAGGCUGCUAGCCCUGUCCAGGACAAAGUACAAAGUCCUGUUCUAGAAAAAGAACGAAGUCCUGAUAAAGAUGUUCCCUUGACUAAGGAAGAAGUUAUCACAAAAGAUGUAAGCCCGCCAAAAGAAAUUCCAGAAAAGCCUGCUAGCCCUUUCAAGGAUAAAGUACCAAGACAUGUUCUAGAAAAAGGACCAAGCCCUGUAAAAGAUGUCCCUUUGACUAAGGCAGAAGUUAUCACAAAGGAUGUCAGCCCGCCAAAAGAAAUUACAGAAAAGGCUGCUAGCCCCAUCCAGGACAAAGUACCAAGUCCUGUUCUAGAAAAAGAACCAAGCUCUGAAAAAGAUGUUCCUUUGACUAAGGAAGAAGUUAUCACAAAGGAUGUCAGCCCGCCAAAAGAAAUUACAGAAAAGGCUGCUAGCCCCGUCCAGGACAAAGAACCUAGUCCUGUUCUAGAAAAAGAACCAAGCACUGAAAAAGAUGUUCCUUUAACUAAGGAAGAAGGUAUCACAAAGGAUGUCAGCCCGCCAAAAGAAAUUACAGAAAAGGCUGCUAGCCCCGUCCAGGACAAAGAAUCUAGUCCUGUUCUAGAAAAAGAACCAAGCACUGAAAAAGAUGUUCCUUUAACUAAGGAAGAAGGUAUCACAAAGGAUGUCAGCCCGCCAAAAGAAAUUACAGAAAAGGCUGCUAGCCCCGUCCAGGACAAAGAACCUAGUUCUGUUCUAGAAAAAGAACCAAGCCCUGAAAAAGAUGUUCCUUUGACUAAUGAAGAAGGUAUAACAAAGCAUGACAGCCCGCCAAAAGAAAUUACAGAAAAGGCUGCUAGCCCUGUACAGGACAAAUUACCAAGUCCUGUUCUAAAAAAAGAUGUUCCUUUGACUAAGGAAGAAGGUAUCACAAAGGAUGUCAGCCCGCCAAAAGAAAUUACAGAAAAGGCUGCUAGCCCCAUCCAGGACAAAGUUCCUAGUCCUGCUUUAGAAAAGGAAACAAGCCCUGUUAAAGAUGUCUCUGAGACUAAGGCAGAAGUUACCACAAAGGAUGUCAGCCCACCAAAAGAAAUUCCAGAAAAGGCUGCUGGCCCCAUCCAGGACAAAGUACCAAGUCCUGUUCUAGAAAAAGAACCAAGCCCUGAAAAAGAUAUUCCUUUAACUAAGGAAGAAGGUAUCACAAAGGAUGUCAGCCCGCCAAAAGAAAUUACAGAAAAAGCUGCUAGCCCCAUCCAGGACAAAGUACCUAGUCCUGCUUUAGAAAAGGAAACAAGCCCUGUUAAAGAUGUCUCUGAGACUAAGGCAGAAGUGAUCACAAAGGAUGUCAGCCCGCCAAAAGAAAUUACAGAAAAGGCUGCUAGCCCCGUCCAGGACAAAGAACCUAGUCCUGUUCUAGAAAAAGAACCAAGCACUGAAAAAGAUGUUCCUUUAACUAAGGAAGAAGGUAUCACAAAGGAUGUCAGCCCGCCAAAAGAAAUUACAGAAAAGGCUGCUAGCCCCGUCCAGGACAAAGAACCUAGUCCUGUUCUAGAAAAAGAACCAAGCACUGAAAAAGAUGUUCCUUUAACUAAGGAAGAAGUUAUCACAAAGGAUGUCAGCCCGCAAAAAGAAAUAACAGAAAAGGCUGCUAGCCCCAUCCAGGACAAAGUUCCUAGUCCUGCUUUAGAAAAGGAAACAAGCCCUGUUAAAGAUGUCUCUGAGACUAAGGCAGAAGUUACCACAAAGGAUGUCAGCCCACCAAAAGAAAUUCCAGAAAAGGCUGCUAGCCCCAUCCAGGACAAAGUACCAAGUCCUGUUCUAGAAAAAGAACCAAGCUCUGAAAAAGAUGUUCCUUUGACUAAGGAAGAAGGUAUCACAAAGGAUGUCAGCCCGCCAAAAGAAAUUACAGAAAAGGCUUCUAGCCCCAUCCAGGACAAAGUACCUAGUCCUGCUUUAGAAAAGGAAACAAGCCCUGUUAAAGAUGUUUCUGUGACUAAGGCAGAAAUGAUCACAAAGGAUGUCAGCCCGCCAAAAGAAAUUACAGAAAAGGCUGCUAGCCCCAUCCAGGACAAAGUUCCUAGUCCUGCUUUAGAAAAGGAAACAAGCCCUGUUAAAGAUGUCUCUGAGACUAAGGCAGAAGUUACCACAAAGGAUGUCAGCCCACCAAAAGAAAUUCCAGAAAAGGCUGCUAGCCCCAUCCAGGACAAAGUACCAAGUCCUGUUCUAGAAAAAGAACCAAGCCCUGAAAAAGAUAUUCCUUUAACUAAGACAGAAGUUAUCACAAAGGAUGUCACCCCGCCAAAAGAAAUUACAGAAAAGGCUGCUAGCCCCAUCAAGGACAAAGUACCAAGUUCUGUUCUAGAAAAAGAACCAAGCCCUGAAAAAGAUGUUCCUUUGACUAAUGAAGAAGGUAUAACAAAGCAUGACAGCCCGCCAAAAGAAAUUACAGAAAAGGCUGCUAGCCCCAUCCAGGACAAAGUACCAAGUCCUGUUCUAGAAAAAGAACCAAGCCCUGAAAAAGAUGUUCCUUUGACUAAGGAAGAAGGUAUCACAAAGGAUGUCAGCCCGCCAAAAGAAAUAUCAGAAAAGGCUGGUAGCCCUGUACAAGACAAAGUACCAAGUCCUGUUCUAGAAAAAGAUGUUCCUUUGACUAAGGAAGAAGGUAUCACAAAGGAUGUCAGCCCGCCAAAAGAAAUAUCAGAAAAGGUUGCUAGCCCUGUACAGGACAAAGUACCAAGUCCUGUUCUAGAAAAAGAACCAAGCCCUGAAAAAGAUGUUCCUUUGACUAAGGAAGAAGGUAUCACUAAGCAUGACAGCCCGCCAAAAGAAAUUACAGAAAAGGCUGCUAGCCCCAUCCAGGACAAAGUACCUAGUCCUGCUUUAGAAAAGGAGACUAGGCCCGUAAAAGAUGUUCCUUUGACUAAGGCAGAAGUUACCACAAAGGAUGUCAGCCUGUCAAAAGAAAUAACAGAAAAGGCUGUUAGCUCUGUCCAAGACAAAGAACCCAGUCCUGAAAAAGAUGUUCCUUUGACUAAGGCAGAAAGUAUCACGAAGGAUAUAAGCCCGCUUCAAGAAAUAACAGAAAAGUCUGCUGGCCUUGUCCAUGACAAAGUAUCUAGUCCUGUUCUAGGUAAAAAACCAAGCCCUGUUAAAGAUGAUUCUGUGACUAAGGCAGUAGUUACCACAAAGGAUGUCAGCCCGCUGAAAGAAAUUACAGAAAAGGCUGGUAGCCCUGUCCAGGACAAAGUACAUAGUCCUGCUCUAGAAAAAGAACCAAGCCCUGUAAAAGAUGUUUCUUUGAUUAAGGAAGAAGUUAUCACAAAGGAUGUAAGCCCGCCAAAAGAUAUUCCAGUAAAGGCUGCUAGCCCUGUCCAGGACAAAGUACAAAGUCCUGUUCUAGAAAAAGAACGAAAUCCUGAUAAAGAUGUUCCCUUGACUAAGGAAGAAGUUAUCACAAAAGAUGUAAGCCCGCCAAAAGAAAUUCCAGAAAAGCCUGCUAGCCCUAUCAAGGAUAAAGUACCAAGACAUGUUCUAGAAAAAGAACCAAGCCCUGAAAAAGAUAUUCCUUUAACUAAGGAAGAAGGUAUCACAAAGGAUGUCAGCCCGCCAAAAGAAAUAACUGAAAAGGCUGGUAGCCCUGUCCAGGACAAAGUACCAAGUCUUGCUCUAGAAAGAGAACCAAGCCCUGUACAAGAGGUUUCCUUGACUAAGAAAGAAGUUAUCGCAAAGGAUGUAAGCCCGCUAAAAGAAAUUACAGAAAAGGCUGCUAGCCCUAUCAAGGACAAAGUGCCAAGUCCUGCUCUAGAAAAAGAACCAAGCCCUGUACAAGAGGUUGCCUUGACUAAGGAGGAAGUUACCGCUAAGGAUGCAAGCCCGCUCAAAGAAAUUCCAGAAAAGGCUGCUGGCCCUGUCCUGGACAAAGUGCCUAGUCCUGCUCUUAAAAAAGAUGUUCCUUUGACUAAGGCCGAAGUUAUCAUAAGGGAUGUAAGCCCGCCAAAAGAUAUUACAGACAUUGCUGUUAGCCUUAUCCAGGACAAACAACCAAGGCCUGUUCUAGAAAAAGAACCAAUUCCUGUUAAAGAUGUUCCAUUUAAAACAGAUGGAGUUAUCAAAAAAGAUGGAAGCCAAUCUAUUGAAGCUGUGGAGAAAUCAGUUAGACCUUUACAAGAGAAAUUAAUGGGUUCGUCUUUACAAAUGGAAUCAAAUAAAGAUAUAAAUAUCGAAAAGGAUGUUAACAAAACUAUGGCGGGAGUUGAUGAAAACAAAAGAAACGAUUUCAGUAAGAAUUUCUUGGAAACUACUUCUAGUUUUAAAGAAACCUAUUCAAUUAAAGAGGAUUUAGAGAAAUAUACAUAUGAUUCUAAUGAAAAAUUUACGACGUCUUCUUUCAAUGUUAUAGACAGAAUUUUAAGUAGAAAAGAUAUUCAUCACAUUGGACAAAGUAAUGGCGACUUAUUGGAUAAGAAUAAAAGAACCAUUCAUGCAUCAUCUAGUCUUUUUACUGAACGAUCAAAAUCAUUCAGCAGUUCUGAAGAUAUAUCUAAAGAUGUAAGCUUGGAAGAAAAAUAUAGUUUUGAAAGUACAGAGAAAGAAAAGACAAUUGCUACUAUGGAUAGGCAGACAACUGAAGAUAAAUUUUAUUCUAAAAGUAUAAAGGAACAAGAUUUUUCGAAAGAUGUAGUAACUAAAUUACCAGAUUCAGAUAAAUCAGCGCUACUUAUUGAAUCCAUUCAAAAAGCGUUUGGCGACGAAAGUAUACAGCAAGGUAUUAAAACAGAAAGCACUGAAUCACUUGUUGUCCAUUCGUUCGACAGAGUUUCAACACCACCUACAGUGCCUGUUAGUCCGUUGCCUAAAACUCAAGGAGCUUUUCACGACGUCAAAGUAAGUGAAGGUGUCCAAAGUGAAAUUUCUUAUGAUAAAUCAGAUGGAAGUGACGAAACUAUCACAAAAACAGUUCAUGUUGGUGAAGAUGUACUUACCCAAAGAAUAUCUACUUCGACUGAAAAGGUUCCGAAAAGUACUAAGAGUUCUGAUAUUACUGACAGCUUAGAUUUACAGGCUUUAACUGAAACUAUAGGAAAAAUCAAAACGGAAACCGACACUGUAACUAAGGUGAUAAAAGAAGGUGAAAAUGUGGUUACCCAAACUAUCACUACUGUCACAACAAAGGAAGUUAUUUCGAAAGAAGAUGGAACUCCACAAAAUGUUAAAACGACAAUAGAAACUACAACAUUAUGUAAAAGUUCUGAUGGAUCAACAACAACAACCAAAGAUACCCAAACAGUUUUAUCCGAAUGUUCUUCAACUCUAAAAUCUUCUUCACAUAUAGAUGUUGAUGCCAUAAAUGAAAUUAAAAUGGAAGCUAACGGCCAUAUAAAAAAAAGUCAUGUUUUCGAUGAUGAUAAUUCAGUACAUUCACCUGUUGAAUUAAAUACACCUGUUAAAAUUACAAAUGAUGAUAGUGACGAAAUAACAAUUGAUACUGAUGUUAGUAAACGAGUUAUACAAGAAAACGGGAUUGAUAUAAUUGAAACUGUUACGACGGUAACAAAAAAAGAAACAGUCGAAGCUGAAGAUAAUAAAAAAGUUUCAAAAACAACAGUUGAAACUUAUGUUACAAAAGAAAAACCGGAUGGGUCUAAAGAUGAGCAGAAAAAGGUAGAAGUUAAAACUGAAGAGAUUUUGACAGAUAGAACAAGUGACAUUGAUAAUAUUUUGACUAAUUUAAAAGUUUUUGAAAUACCUGAAGAAAGCAUUACAACGUCGGCUGAAGAAAUUCAGGAUGAAAAUAUUUUAAUUAAACGCAUUACAUCUAUAAAAACUAUCAAAACAAAAUAUGCAGAUCAAUAUAACAAUCUUAAAAAGUUAAAAACCGUUACAAUAGUGACCACCACUGAUCAAUAUCCUGAUGGUUCCUCAAACAUGAAAGUUAAUACAAGUAUAUCUUUAACAGAUUUAUGUGUACCUAAAGUUGACAAUAGUAUUGAACUUAAAGAUUUUACAUGCUUAGAAGACAGACAUGUAAAUGUGGAAAAACAGGAAAAAACUUGUGUGGUUAACGGAGAAAAAAUUAAACAACUUGUAACUACCACAACAACCAAUGAGAUAUUAUCAAAAGAUGAUAAAAGCCAGAAGAAAUUAAAGAGAACUAUUGAAACUGUGACAGAAUCUACUUUACCCAAUGGCUUCAUAGAAGUUACUAAAGACAUUAGCGUUUCAAUAUCGGAUUGUCUAACAGAAGCUGAUAAACAACACUUCGAGGGUUUUACGUUGCUAUGCCAACCUAAAGAAGAAACUACUACAUCUAGUGAAAAUAUAGAAAUAAAUGGAGUUGUAAUAAAACGUCAAAUAACUACAACUAAAACUUAUCAGGAAUUUGUGGAUGAAGUUCAAAAUCUCAAAAAAACAAAAACUAUCAUAAAAGAGGUUACUGAAGACGAGUAUCCAGAUGGCUCAAUUACAUCAAAAACUAGUGAGAAAGUGUCAGUUUUUGAUGAACCGUAUGAAGUCAAAAUUGUCGAUGAUUCAAUUACAAAGUUGCAAUCAAAAGAAGAUUUAUUAAAAACAUCUGAUCUAAACUCAUCGCAAAACUUCAAUAUACUUUUAACCGAACAACCAGAAGAUGGCUUAGAACGACUGGAAAACAUGGGUAUAGAUAUUCAUACCGACACAAAAGAAGCGUUUGUUUUGCGUGAUGGAAAAUCACUACGUCAAGUCAUUAAAACUACUACAACAAAAGAACUCUUGCCAUCUGAAGAUGAUGCAAGAAAAAAAAUAAAAACGACAGUGGAAACAAUAACUGAAAAUGAGUUACCCAAUGGAAGUACUGAAGUUGUAAAAGAUGUUAAAGUUUCAAUUGCUGAAUAUGGAAAUAGUAGUUCCGAAGAAAAUUUACAUGGUUAUUCUAUAAUUGGAGAACCAGAUAUAAAGACAGAAUCAAUGUCAGAGCGCGUAGUUGACAAUGGAAUCGAAAUUACAAGAAGAACUACUAUAACUACAACCAAACAAACGUUCCAAAAUACCAGAAAUUUGAAUAGAAGACUGAAAACUGUAGUUGCAACUAUUACAGAAGAUGCCUAUCCUGAUGGCACUGUUUUGACAAAAAAAAGUGAAAAAAUAUCUGUAGCCGAUAUUUUAUCUGAAAACCUGACACAUGAAGCAGAAUGUGUAGAUCAUAAAGGUGAUAUAGAAACUGUCGUAGAGGCUACGACUGACGAAUCAGAUGUAAAGAAAGAAAUAGUUUUUAAAGACUCUGCAAAAAUUAACCGUACCAUAACUACUAAAACUAAGCGAGAAACGUUGGGUUCCCAAGAUAAGAAUAUACGACGAUUAAGAACAACUGUUGAAACAAUUACAGAAGAUGAGUACCCAGAUGGAUCCGUUGAAACAACAAAAGAUGUGAAAAUAACAAUUUCAAUUUCAGAAUUUCAGAAGGCUUCUGAUAAUGACUUACAGGCAGCAUUAGAUGGUUUUAUAGUCACGGGAAAAGUAAAGAAUUAUGACGACAAAAAAACAAAUAUAAUCACAGACAAUUUAUCAAAAAUUACUCAGCACAUUACAACUCACAUUACUAAGGAAGAACUUAAAAACAAAACUUCAAAUCAGGUGGCUGUUAGAACAAUCACGCAAACUGUAACAGAGAAUAUAAAGGAAGAUGGUUCAAUCGAGACUACCAAAGAUGUUCGUACGCAAAUCGCUUAUUUACCAGAAGGGAUGCUUUUUGAAGAUCUUACGCCAGAAGAAGGUGAGGUGACCAUCCAAGACAAAGAAAGCCCAAAAGCUGUAAAACCAAUUAUCAAUGAACUACAUAUUGUGCCAGCUGAACAAAAACACCAAGAAAUUGAACCUAAAAAGAAACGAUCACCUGUGGGAGAAAUAACGACGGAAACCGAAACAUUCAAUAAAAUAAUAAAAGAUGGUGAUAAAGAAAUUCAUCAAACAGUAACAGUCGUGACUAGAAAAGAAGUUAUUAGUCCUGAGAAAGUAAAAGUAACUGUAGAAACAACAACUGUGAGUAAGGGUAGCGACGGUGUAACGAAAACGACAAAAUCAACAAAAACUACGAUUUCAGAAUUUAAAGAAGAAUAUGAAGAGAUGAUUGAUACCGGAGAUUAUGAUAAAUCUCCUUCCAAAUAUUCAUCUAAGGCAGGUGAUAUGCGUAGUUCAUCUGUCACUAGUGACUAUUUAGAUCAGCUCGGUAUGGCAACUCCACCUUCCGACAUUAGUUCUCGAGAAUCAAGAGCAGCUACACAUGCAUGGGGAACAGAAAGUAGUGGCAUGUAUUACAGUGAUGAGGAUGGUCAGGCUAGUCCAAGUAGCACCAAAUCUCAAAUAGCUCAUUCCCCGAAAUCAAACCUUAGUUUUGAAUUACCACUUCAACAACAUCAAGACGAUCCCAUGUCUAUGUCAGUAUAUGGUCAACUUCCAGGUGAUUUUGCAGAAUAUUCUGAAGACACGGGGCCCUCCGUAAAAAAAAUUACAAGUGACUUCUUGACACAUGAGAAAAUUAAAACAGAUAGUGUUCAUUCAACUGAAGAUAUAUCCGUUUCCAGUUUCUUGAAAGAAGCUGAUGAACAAUUUGAAAAAGCUAUUGAAGAGCACAAAAAAAUCAGUGGUUCAACAGUUAUUUCUAGUAUAACAGCUAAAUAUGAAUUAGAUCAAGAUAGUCAGACCAGUGUUAGUAAAGAAAAUUCAAAAUCGCAGGACUCAACUGUAACGCUUAGGGAAUUUAGAUCAGACUCGAAGAAGUCAAGUUCAGAUCGUGAUGAAAAUGCAAAAAUGUCUAGUACUAAAUCACACGAAUUAUCCAAAGAUCCGAUUGAAUCUUGGGGUAAACCACUCGGAUUACCGAGUCCAAUUUUACCUUCGGAUGGCAAAAGUACUCCAAAAAAACAAGCUGCAAGCUUAUCUGUAGUAAACAAAAAUAAAAUGUCGCAAGAUAAAAACAAAGAAGCCAGAGUGACAGAAUCUCCAAGUAAAAAGAAAACACCGACGCCUAUUUACAUGGACUUAACCUAUGUUCCACAUCACGGAAAUUCCUACUACUCUGCCAUGGAAUUUUUCAAGCGUGUUCGGGCUCGUUAUUACGUGUUUUCGGGCACAGAGCCUUCUAAGGAAAUAUACAAUGCACUCUUAGAUGCCAAGAAAACCUGGGAAGAUAAGAAUUUAGAAGUGACCAUCAUACCUACCUACGACACCGAUGUUCUCGGCUAUUGGGUAGCGGAGAACGAAGAGGCUCUCGAGAAGUAUAAAAUAGACCUUUCGCCUUCUGCUUCCCGAUGCACCAUCAACCUACAAGACCAUGAGACCUCGUGCGCGGCCUACAGGCUAGAGUUCUAGGUGUCGGGUCUAUUUGUUGACUUCUCGUCGAAGAAGUAAGCUUCCCUAUUUUCUGCAAGUGAAACGAUUCCACACGUUAUUAAAUUCGUGUGGUCUCGAUACACUAACAUUUAGUAGGGCGAGGACACUAACCCGAUGAGAAUGUUUACAAAUAGAUUCUUAUAUGUGAUAUACUUUAGACAGACUGUUGUGAAAUUUUAUUAAUUGUAGAUAAUAUAUUGUAUACUCAGAACAUCAACUGUACUCCAGCUUAAUAUUUCGGACAUGAGUCGAAUCCUAAUGAGACGUCCUCGAUUGCAUCCAUCAAUUUUCGACCUAAUAACAAAAACGUCCAUUUUUUUCUAAACUGUUUUCUAGUAGCAACAUAAAUACAUGCCAUUUAAAAUCUUAUAUUUCUGAUAAAUUUUAGUAUUUGGUCUUAUACAAUCAGUAGUGCUUUUAUAUACGAUUUUUAGCAUAACCAGUCCAUUUUGUUUAGCCAAAACAACGCUUGUGCGAAAAAUCUAAAUUUUUGAAAAAUUAUUUUGCUAUCGCAUUGUGAGAUUUAAAAAGAGAAUACGAUUUUGAAACGACUCGGCCGCAGCCGCCGGCUUUUAACGGACGUGAUUACGAACAAAUUCGAUUAAAAUAUAGCGAUGAUCAAUACUCAUUUGUAAGGUUUUCCUGAGCUACAUAAUUUUUUACGACCAGAGACUAAGUGAAAUAUAUAGAGGUCUUCAAAAGACACUGUGCAUUAUGCACACACUGUUUGAUAGAAGUAAUAUAAUUGUUUCUUCAGAUUAGGAAGGCAAAUUCUGUUUCAUGUUAUCAAAAUAAGAAAACCCCAAAUAAUUAAAUAAAUAUCCUCAUUAUUUCUUUAAUUAUUUCGUCAGGUUAAAUUCGUAUGAAGCACAAAAAUAGUACUAAUUGAAUUUAGCUCGAAAUAUUAUUAGAUACGCCCAAAGCCUGCAUGGGACUUCUAAAGACUAUCGAGUAAUUAAAAUCUAAUUCAUAAUAGAUAAGUGCCACUACUGAGAACACUUUUCACCGAUAAAGGAAGUUGUUAUAUUAAAAAGCAUGAAUAAUUCAUCUGUCAUGUUAAAGUGCGUCAACAUCGGAUGAUUUUUUUUAAAACAGUUUUUGCCUUUCUAAACAUUUAACGAGCCUAAGACGAUAGAGCUUAAUUCAUAAUAUAAAAAGGUUUAUUAGGAAUACUAAAUACAGCUGAGUUGUGUUGAUAUUUAAUUUAUAUCUACCACAUCUAUUAUCUGUUAGAUAUACAGUUAUGGUAUCAAAUUUAUUUCGUGUUAUGGUGACUCUUCAAAUAGAAUCUCUAAUCUUUUUUACAGUUAAAAUUAAAUCAAUAAAGAAAUUUCUAGUCGAGUCCCAAAUAUAAAGAAAUAUAGAUUACAUAGUAUUAUAAUACGUUCCUAUUUGCAUUGAUUUUUGACAUAAUUAAUUUUGUUAUUCAAUAUGUAUUAUUGGUGUUAUAAUGUAUUCAACGUAAUUCCUCUAUAUUGAGUGUAUAGUACGAAUGGUGAGCGAAUGGUCAUUAUACCGUCUAGUCUAGGACGUAAGCUUGGACUGUUCUCAUAAUAAUAUAAAAAUCUCCAUAAUUUAAUUUUUGCCAAUGAAAAUAAACCUUUAAGUCAAUUACUUUAAGUCAUCCAUAGCGUUAAGCUAAUCUUAUGAAACUACUAUUGCUUUCUUUGCCAAACCUACCUAUAGAGAACUUUCUGUAAAUUACACGCACCAGCACAAUGUAUUUAUCUUAAAACGAACGUUUGUAAGGACAAAACUACUAUUAAUUCUAUAAAUACUAUAUAUUUUUAUGUACGACAGUUUAUUUAUAAUUAUUUUUCUUAUAUGGCUAUAAUAUAUUGCGUGUUGACUUGUGUGAGUGAUAGUAUUUUGCUUAUAACAUUGGACCGGUACAGGGGUGACUAACUCGCGUGAGAUGGAAUAUCCGGUCAUCGGCUGCUAGCGAUACAUCAUCCAACAACAGUUUUACAAGAUCACAAUUCCCCUAGCAUUUUAUUUACUAAAUAAUAAUGUUCCAAAUCGAUCUCACUGGCUGAAGGCUUUUUAUUGCUUUCAUAUGUAGAGAUGAUGUAUCGGAAGUAGUUGAAGGCAAGCUUUAAAAGUGCUAGAUUUAGCCAUUUCCUCUCGGUUGUCUCGUAAUUUCGUUGGCUUUUUAGCCGAACCCGAGAUUUACUAUUGUAUUUAUAGCUAGAAGUCUAAUUAAUGCAUAUUAUUAGGAAUAUUAAAAUGUUGUUAAUUAAGAAUUGUAUCAGCUUAGAAAACAUCAAUAGCUCUGAAUAAAGUCAUUAUUAAAAUUAUUAAAUGUUGCAUUUUUCAAACGCGUGUGUUAGUUUUGUCUGCUGUUACAAAAUUUAUUAUAUCUAUAUGAAAGUUAAUCAUAAUGUUGAAUUGAUGUUCAGAUAUCCGAAAGGGUUUUUAAUUAAAAAAGGAUUUUGUUCCUAUUGCUUCGUGUUUUAUGUAUAAAAGAUUUGUAUCGAAGACCAUUGUGUAGAUAGGUUAAAAACGGGAUGUAGAUAUUGUUCGAUAGAGUGGGAGAUGUGGUGCUAACAACCGAUUGUGCUAGAUUAUUGGCCGUUAACAUGACGAUUGAGGUGCGUACAGAACACAAUGUGAAAUUCAGGAUAAAACAGCAUUGAGCUCUAUACGCAUCAAUGUUCGUUAUUUGGCUGACACGCUUAAUGGUAAGAAUGGCUGCUUAAGUGAUAUUUUAUAUGAAAUUGUUCUUAUUUUUGCUUGGUUUAAUAAUUUAAAUAAUGAUCUUAGUCCCUAUGUGGAUGUUAGUUAUCUGUAACUAUUAUUGUAUUAUGUAAAUUAAAAUAAUAAAAAAAGAUUCAUUGUAUCAGUCACGUCGCUAUUCCCCAUUCUGCGUGUUUGGUGAUGUAUAAGAGAAUAAAGUAAAUAAAAUAUAAAAAA
Molecule: messenger RNA, 33656 nt
Organism: Pieris rapae (cabbage white)
Lineage: Eukaryota; Metazoa; Arthropoda; Insecta; Lepidoptera; Pieridae
Product: microtubule-associated protein futsch
Biological process (GO): dendrite development; regulation of microtubule depolymerization; axonogenesis
Cellular component (GO): cytosol; neuronal cell body; microtubule
Molecular function (GO): microtubule binding; actin binding
Source: RefSeq, a predicted model, not a curated record